Ectocarpus siliculosus is the source of this 1833-nucleotide messenger RNA. Lineage: Eukaryota; Phaeophyceae; Ectocarpales; Ectocarpaceae. The record is from the annotation of a GenBank genome assembly.
GCCCACCAACUGCAAGCCGACCACGUUGCGCUCUCGCUUCUGAGAGAGGGGCCGCAACACACGCCACACACACCACACAUCGCGGCAUCAUGGUGUUGUUGAGGAAUGUGGCUGUGCUCGCCGUGCUUUCGUUGUCAGCAGCGGUAGUUAGUGCCUUUGUCCCGGGGGGAAACCCGGGCGGCAUGGCAAAAGCUGCUGCCGUCAAAUUGGAGGGCGGCGGCACCAAGACGCCCAUCAGAGCGAUAACCCACCCCCGGACGAACGUGAAGGAGAUUGCCAGCGUGAGCAACACGGAGGAGUUCGAGAGCUUGCUCGGGUUGGCGAGACCGAAGCAGGUUGUGGCGAUCUGGUUCCACGCAAGCUGGUGUCGGAAAUGCAAGUACAUCGGUACAAGAUUGAAACGCCUGGAUGAGCACCUCCCGGCGUACUUGACGAACAACCUUGUGGUGGUGAGCGUCGACGUCAACCAAGUGGCACAGGUCCCGCAGCGACAAAAGAUCAAGGACCUCCCGACGAUCCAGUUCUUCGUGGACGGAGGCGUGGUCGGGUCGUACGUAGCCAACGACAGGGGGGAGGCGUUCUACGCGAACAUGGAGAAGCACUUGCGUGCGGCCCUCGGAGAAGACGUGGAGUAGUGUGCAGCGCAGAGCGCACUCGUUUAUGGCCCCCUUCCUCCUUUAGACCACACCUUCUUGAAACCUCCUUCCUUUUGGUUGCUCAAGAGAGGCAGACGAAGCAGGCGUUUUGUUCGUCACGGGGAAGGAGAGAGGGGGGGUGUUGUUUGAUUUGAUGGGGUUUUGUAGGAUGUCCGCGACUCUAAAAAAUGUUGACGUCGGAAGACUAGCCGGCUCCUUGCACCAUUGUUUCAGCGCAAGAGAGGACGGGGGGGAUUUCCCGGCCAACAAUCGUCUGUGAGCAUACUUGCACGGCAGUGUGCGUUGGUGAUGAACACAGGACGCAACGCGAGUGUCGCAAGCUGUGUUUGUAAAGUUUUUGUUUUCAUGUGAGAAGGGAGGAAGGGGAUGGUGUUUUUGAGUUACGUUUUCAUUUUAGUCUAGGUUUCAAAAAUAGUUUGAUAUUUGUUGACCCUAGGAAAUACGCGGUAUCUCAAGAGUGCAUCGCACCCCCCAAGUAUGUUGUACGCCAUGGAAGUGUUGUUCGAAGCGUAAUCACUGAGACGACUUGUGUUCCCAAGCACGUGUGGUAGCACUCAAGAGCAGCAAAACCUGCACGUGAUUUCGCCCCGGUAUUUCGAUAUUCUCGCACGCAUAUGGUGCUGUGCUUGCCACCAGCCUUUGUGGUUGCUGAACAGCACGUAUGCUGGCGAUGCCCGUGUAAUGCAUCGCUGUUGCACCUUCUUUUUUUUGCUCAGGAGGGCGUGGCAUUCCGAGAUUUCGAAAACAGGUUUUUGGGAAUUGUAUCUUGUUUUUGUCGUUUCCCACCCUGCCGGGACGAUUGUGUUGUGCCUAAGACAUGACGUGGCCUUGGUGUAUCUCGUUUUGCAAGUUGCCUCUCGGCGGCUAGAAUUUGGCGUGUGGCUCUGUUGGGGACUCGGGAGAUUAGAGAGUGUCGUGGAAACACAUGAGAGACUAGAAAUUUAUGCGGAGAGACCAUUGUCCAUUUCGUUGGGGUUUUUUUAGUACUUUCUGCAGGCGGGAGUUGUGGUCGUUGGACGGAGCCUCCCUCUUGUUGCUACUAUCGUGAGUCGAUGCUGUCAUUUUCUGUCAACUUACUUGAGUAGUUUUUAUUUUUUGGAGAAAAAUGAUUCGGUGCCAUUGUUAGACGCCGAAUAGCUACUAUGCACAAGGAAAUAUUCAAUCCACUACAUACAUG